CCCACUCGCUCCUCUACUCACCCACUCACUCACUCACUCACUCACUCACUCACAGUAAUGGAGCGCCUAACCCUCUCCUUCCUCUUCGUCUUCUUCCUCCUCCUCCUCUCCCCAAGCUUCCCUGUUGUUACAAAGGCUGGUUCCAUUGGUGUCAACUAUGGCAGAAUCGCCAACAAUCUCCCUUCCGCCGUCAAGGUCGUUAACCUCCUCAAAUCCCACGCCCUUCAAAGGGUCAAGGUUUACGACACCGAUCCGGCCGUUCUCAGAGCCAUUUCCGGCUCUGGCAUUAAAGUCACCGUCGAUUUGCCCAACGAACUCCUCUUCGCCGCCGCCAAACGCCUCACCUUCGCCUACACAUGGGUCGAAAAGAACAUCGUCGCCUACUACCCUUCCACGGAAAUCGAAGCCAUUGCUGUCGGCAACGAAGUCUUUGUUGACCCACAUAACACGACGUCGUUUCUCAUUCCGGCCAUGAAGAACAUUCACCAAGCCCUCGUUAAAUACAACCUCCAUUCCUCCAUUAAAGUCUCUUCUCCUAUAGCCUUAAGCGCCCUGCAAAACUCUUACCCUUCCUCCGCCGGUUCAUUCCGUCCGGAGCUUAUCGAAUCGGUUUUCCGGCCAAUGCUGGAGUUUCUCCGGCAGACUGGCUCUUAUUUGAUGGUUAACGCUUACCCAUUUUUCGCUUACGAGUCUAACUCCGAUGUGAUUUCUUUAGACUACGCUCUUUUCCGGGAGAACCCCGGCGUGGUGGAUGCCGGUAGCGGUUACCGGUACUUCAGUUUAUUCGACGCCCAAAUCGACGCCGUUUUCGCCGCCAUGUCGGCUCUGAAAUACGACGACAUUAAAAUGGUGGUUACCGAAACUGGGUGGCCGUCUAAAGGCGACGAGAACGAGAUUGGCGCUAGUGUCGAAAACGCCGCCGCAUACAACGGGAAUCUGGUCCGGCGGAUUUUGAGCGGCGGCGGAACUCCAUUGCGGCCGAAAGCAGAUCUGACCGUCUAUUUAUUCGCCCUUUUCAACGAAAACAAAAAGAACGGUCCCACAUCGGAAAGAAACUACGGCUUAUUUUACCCUAACGAAGAAUCAGUUUACGAUAUCCCUUUCACAACAGAGGGGUUGAAAGACUACCACGACAAACCAUCGCCGUCGCCGUCGCCGGCUACCGGUGGCGACGGGAAGUCCGGACCAGUCAACGGCGGUGGGAAUGUUUCAAAAAGUCAAACGGGGAAUACGUGGUGCGUUGCGAGUGGUGAAGCGGGGAAAGAGAAGCUGCAGGCGAGUCUAGAUUAUGCUUGUGGUGAAGGAGGGGCGGAUUGCCGUCCAAUCCAAGUGGGUGCCACGUGUUACAAUCCUAACACGCUUGAGGCACAUGCUUCGUAUGCUUUCAAUAGUUAUUAUCAGAAGAACGGGCGAAAGACUGGCACGUGUUACUUUGGAGGGGCGGCUUACGUAGUCACGCAACCACCGAAGUAUGGGAGCUGUGAAUUCCCGACAGGGUAUUGAAGUUGAAGGGACAACGGAGAGAAAAAAA
This is a messenger RNA of Cucurbita pepo subsp. pepo (vegetable marrow), 1531 nucleotides long. RefSeq names its product glucan endo-1,3-beta-glucosidase 12. Lineage: Eukaryota; Viridiplantae; Streptophyta; Magnoliopsida; Cucurbitales; Cucurbitaceae. Gene Ontology annotation, biological process: carbohydrate metabolic process. The record is from RefSeq and is a predicted model, not a curated record. Gene Ontology annotation, molecular function: hydrolase activity, hydrolyzing O-glycosyl compounds.